Messenger RNA from Exophiala bonariae, 1470 nucleotides. RefSeq lists its product as uncharacterized. Lineage: Eukaryota; Fungi; Ascomycota; Eurotiomycetes; Chaetothyriales; Herpotrichiellaceae. Bases 1 to 1470 code for a protein of 489 amino acids. Gene Ontology annotation, molecular function: hydrolase activity, acting on carbon-nitrogen (but not peptide) bonds. The transcript has 6 exons. The record is from RefSeq and is a predicted model, not a curated record.
AUGGAGUCCUCGGAGUCCUGGACCUCUCCAGCAGCAUCAUUCGAAUCCUAUGAUGGUCCGCCACGGAACAUCGCAAGCAUUGAUGCUGUCAACUUUCCAUCAGAUCUUCAACCGAAGCAGUACGACAUCCUCGGCACUCACAUGGACUCCAAGAUUCUGUUUCUGGACGUAAACAUCCUCGAGGCAACCGGAAAACUGCCAUAUCGUGGUGACGUCUACAUUGAAGGAAAACGCAUCAAGUUCGUUGGCGAAGUCCCCAUCAAGGACGAGCUGGUGAAGAACCCAAAGGUCCGGAUUUUUCACGGGCGAGGGAGGACCCUCAUGCCAGGUCUCGGCGAUGCACAUACACACUUUACGUGGAAUGGAGGUGACUUAAACCGACUGGGCGAUCUCGAAGUUGAGGAGCAUGUACUUCUAACUGCGCGGAGCGCCCAGUGCUAUAUUGACUCUGGCUAUACAAUGUGUUUCGGUGCGGCAUCAGCUAAAGAACGGCUGGACGUCGUGAUCCGCAACGCAAUCAACGCAGGCGACAUCCCUGGACCGCGCUACCUGGCCAAUGGCAAAGAAAUGGCCCGCCGUAACGGUGACCUGGUCGCCGGAAUCACGGCGUUUGCUGACGGACCUGAUGAGAUGAGAGAGGUGAUCCGGCAUCAUGUCAAACUCGAUGUCGAUAAUAUUAAGCUGUCCAUGUCUGGAGAAGAGAUUACCGAGAUUCGCUCGGCCCAAGACUGCUACUUUACGGAUGAAGAAACGGCGGCAUGCGUUGACGAGGGUCAUAAGCUCGGAAAGAGACUAUGUGCGCAUGCACGCGCUCGAGACUCGGUGAAGAUGUGUAUCAAGCACGGAGUUGACGUAAUUUACCAUGCCUCGUAUAUCGAUGAAGAGGGAAUGGACAUGCUCGAAGCCGCGAAGACGCGGCACAUUGUCGCGCCAGGCAUCAACUGGCUGGUUGCCACUUUAAACGAAGCUGCCGCAUUCGGCUACACACAUGAGAAAGCUGAGCAGGUAGGGUACAAAAAGGAGCUUGAGGCCGCUAUCCGCGGACUCCGAGAAAUGCACAGACGUGGCAUUGUUGUGCUGCCUGGCGGAGACUACGGCUUUGCAUGGACACCUCACGGCACAUACGCGCGCGAUCUCGUGCACUUCCAAAAGCUGCUAGGCUUUACAGCACACGAAGCCAUCAUCUCGGCGACCUAUGGUGUGGCCAAACUGUUUAUGCAAUCCCACGAGAUGGGCCAGCUGAAACCGGGGAACCUCGCCGACUGUAUCCUUGUCGAUGGGCGGCCCCUGGACGACUUGGCUGUGUUGCAAGACCACGACAAGUUGAACGUCAUCAUCAUCAACGGCCGUGUCCACAAGGCGGGUCGCAAGGAGUAUAUCGCACCACCCAUUGCUGGGCAGGACGCAAACCAGCAUCCCAUUGUACCUGACUUCCCAGAGGUGAAGAAGGAGAUGCAGAAACAGUAUUGA